Helobdella robusta is the source of this 870-nucleotide messenger RNA. RefSeq lists its product as hypothetical. Bases 129 to 476 code for a protein of 115 amino acids. The record is from RefSeq and is a predicted model, not a curated record. The transcript has 5 exons. NCBI's taxonomy places the organism in Eukaryota, Metazoa, Annelida, Clitellata, Rhynchobdellida, Glossiphoniidae.
CUGGUGAUUAUUUCAACAUACAAAUAUCGUUUUAAAGUUUAUUAUUUUCUAAAUCGUCAUUUUUUCUGAACGCGUCAGUUUUACCAGCCAAAAUUUCAACGACAAGUGACCAGCAGACCUCAAAAGCAAUGGUGAAAACUUUUCAUGCCUACCUCCCUGACGAGUGUCAUCGAACGUACAGCUGUGUCCACUGCAGAGCUCAUCUAGCCAAUCACGAUGAACUCAUUUCUAAGUCAUUCCAGGGAAGUCAAGGGCGAGCCUAUCUCUUCAAUUCUGUAGUAAAUGUCGGAUGUGGACAAGCAGAGGAGAGGGUCCUGUUGACAGGGUUGCAUGCAGUGGCAGACAUUUUCUGUGAAUCCUGCAAAACUACACUCGGUUGGAAAUACGAGCACGCAUUCGAGACGAGUCAGAAGUACAAGGAGGGCAAGUACAUCAUCGAGGUCGCCCACAUGAUCAAGGACAACCGCUGGAAUUAAAUUUUUUUUUUUUUUAUUAUUUUUUAUUUUUUUAUUACUCUUCCAAUGUAUUUUUUGGCUGUUGUAUUUUAUUGUCAUUUUGAUAUGUAUAUGUUGGAUGAGUAUAUGCUCUCAAGCUGACUCUUGCAAAUGUUGAAUAACACAUUCGCAAAUUAUUUGAUAUGUUUAUACAACUCUAUAUAUAUAUUUAUAUAUUUACACGUAAAGGAGUAUUUUUAUUUUAUACAUUUUUUUCAACGUAUAUUUUUAUGAAUUUAAAUGACUUUUAAUAGCGGUUAAGUGAGAAACUUUAUGAACAUCAAAAGAACGCAAAGGUUCCUAUCGAGGUAAUUCACACGCUUUCUUAUAAUUCAUGGACACAAACGUACGAUUGUAUGCUACUGGUUACUUGCUU